AUGCGAAAAAGGAAAUCAUCCCAGGGAACAUCACCUGAGUGGAACAAACGUCACAAAGAAAACACACCGCUCGGAUCAGCCACAGCUUCGAUAAUCACUGGUUCCUCCAGCGAGCUUCCAAACCAUAAAGGACCCAGUCUCCGCUCAAAGGGAAAGAGGUCACAGUCUCAGGAACCCGCAUCUAAUGGAAUCCUCGAAUGCCCCUUCUGUCAUGCUCUGGUUUGGGAAAAAGAAAAGAAAGGGACAAGAGGUCCAAACAGGACACCACUAUUCUCAAUAUGCUGUCAACAAGGUAGAGUGAAACUCAAACCAGAGACAGAAGCUCCUCCUGCGUUGAAAUCACUGCUCUUCACCUCCACCCAUUUCCAACAUGAUAUUCGAACUUAUAACUCCAUCCUCGCAUUCACCUCUAUGGGAGCCCAGAUUGAUCACUCUGUAAUGCACAAGACGGGGCCUUUUACUCUAAGAAUCCAUGGUCAAAAUGCCCACAGGAUCGGCUCUUUGGUUCCUCAACCAGGACGACGUCCACAGUUCAGUCAGCUCUACAUUGUUGAUACGGCUAAUGAGGUUCAGAAUAGACUUUCAACUGUCAAGCGCACAGGCAAAACAGGUCAACUGGAUCCUAAUAUUGUGAAACUGCUGAUAGAAACAAUGGACGCUCACAACUGCCUUACUAAGAUAUUCAGAAAAGCAAGAGACAUACAUGAAACUGACAGUUGCCAAGAUUUCAGUAUAAGACUAAUAGGCCAGUCAAAACGUAAUCGUCAGUAUGAUAUGCCUCAAGCGGAUGAGAUAGCAGGCCUUAUCGUUGGUGACUUUACACAGGAUAUGGGCGAGAGAGAUGUAGUUGUCCAACACAAAUCAUCAGGACUGCAGCAUAUAAGUGAUAUGCACCCACUCUUCAUGACUUUGCAAUAUCCAAUUCUGUUCCCGUACGGACAGAUAGGCUUCAACGAGAACAUACCUGUCACGAAUACUGAUGGAAACACAAGGAGAAGGUAA
Messenger RNA from Brassica napus (rape), 1002 nucleotides. RefSeq lists its product as uncharacterized. The record is from RefSeq and is a predicted model, not a curated record. NCBI's taxonomy places the organism in Eukaryota, Viridiplantae, Streptophyta, Magnoliopsida, Brassicales, Brassicaceae. Bases 1 to 1002 code for a protein of 333 amino acids. The transcript has 2 exons.